Messenger RNA from Mauremys mutica (yellowpond turtle), 6456 nucleotides. RefSeq names its product lysine demethylase 6B (gene KDM6B). Gene Ontology annotation, cellular component: MLL3/4 complex. Gene Ontology annotation, molecular function: chromatin DNA binding; RNA polymerase II cis-regulatory region sequence-specific DNA binding; histone H3K27me2/H3K27me3 demethylase activity. Lineage: Eukaryota; Metazoa; Chordata; Testudines; Geoemydidae. The record is from RefSeq and is a predicted model, not a curated record. The transcript has 21 exons. Gene Ontology annotation, biological process: regulation of gene expression; heart development. Bases 362 to 4567 code for a protein of 1401 amino acids.
GACCAGUGCCCCCCUCCAGCAUGGCUGGGGCGUAGCCCCCCCCCCGCAGCCCCACCUGCUGGUCUGGUUCCCCCGUAUGCGCCCGGAGCGGGGCCCAGCCAAUGAGAGAGCGGAGACGAGGCUCCGCCUACUGCGGCUGCGCUAGGGGACGGAUGGGGAGGACGAUUGGCAGCCAGAGGAGGGGCCCCGCGUGAUUGGCCGGAUUCCUGGAGCGCGUCGCAAGAGGUGCAUGAGGCUGUGAGCGCGUCCCACGGCGCCGGGGGAGUCUCAGCCAGGAGGAGCCGCGGGGGCCGCCCGUCGCUCGCACCCCGGGGGGGGCGGAGGGGGGGACAGAGGCAUCCAGCGCGGCAGGAGUGGCUGGAUGCAUCGCACCGUGGAACAGCUGGGGGGCCGGGCCGGACGGGAUCCCUUCGCUCUCGGCAGCCUGAGCUGCGGCGGGGCCUGGAACCCCUGUCACCCCCGCCCAUGGCUCCCAGGCGGCAGGUGCUCUGCCAGCAUCGGACAGCCCCAGCUGCCCCCACAUCUCCCGUCACCUCAUGGCACUAAUAUCGGGCACCCCAACAAACCCUAUUUCCCCUCUGGGAACUCUGCCCCCCGGCCCCUGCAUGGCAAGCUGGAGGCCAUCCACGGCUGCGUCCAGGCCCUGCUGCGGGACCCGGUGCAGCCGCAGCUGUGGGAGCAGCUGGGGCAGGUCUACGAGUCGGAGCAGGACUGGGAGGAGGCCGUGCGGUGCUACCAGAACGCGGCCCGCUACCAGCGCGACUAUGGCAGCUACAGCGAGAUCAGCGCCCGCAUCGGGCGCCUGCAGCAGGCUCAGCUGUGGAAUUUCCACUCGGGCUCGUCCCAUCACCGGAGCAAGGCCCUGCCCCCCCUGCAGCAGGUGUGGAACCUCCUGCACCUCGAGAAGCGGAAUUUCUCAGCCAAGCGCAGCCCCCAGCUGAAGCGGCCGGCGCCCCCCAUGGAGCCCCCCGUGGUGCAGCCCGUCCCCCCCGCCCAGCCCCCGCCCCACCCCGGGCACGGCGAGGAGCUGCCGAGCCCCCUGAAGCGGAGGAGGAGGAGCGCCAGCCCCGAACCGAGCGGGAACGUGGCCGGGCCGCCCCCCCCGGGGCCCCCCCACUACCAGCUGCCCAAGCCCGGGCUGUGGAACCCCCUCCACGGCGAGACGUGGGGGCCCGAGCGCCAGAACGUGGCUGCGCCGGAGAGACAGGAGCCGAGGAAUUCGGUCGCCCACCCCUUCCCGUACCCGGCUCCCGCCUACGGCUCGCACCCGCCCCCCCACCGCCCGCCCCCCGGCCCCCGCCCCUCCGGCGAGAGCCUCGGCGGCCCGGCCCGCGCCCCUGGAAGUGACCUUAGAGCCAGCCGGGUCCCCCGGGGGCGGCCGGACCCCAGCACCUCACCAGCCAGCGUCACCUGCGUGCCUUACGCCCCCCGGCCCCCCCCGGCCGGCCCCCCCACCAGCAAGGCCCCGCGGGGGGAGCCGGGCCCCAGCUUGGUUCCUGACCGUUACCAAACCCCGGCCCCCUCCAGCCCGGCCCCGGAGAACGUGGAGCACCCGCCCCCCGGCCCUGCCCCCCACCCCUCCUCCAGCCGGCCCUGCGCCCCCCCGCCCCCCUCCUCCGCCAGCCGGGGGCCCCCCGAGCCGGGCCCCGCCCCGCCCCCCCUGCCCUGGCUGAAGGGCCCAGGCGUCCGGGACCAGGGGGAGGGCGCGGCCGGGGGGGACCCCCUGGACGAGAUCCUGUUCGGGUGCGAGGGGGAGCCCCGGCUGGGUCCCCGCGACGCGGCCGGGCCCCGGGGGGGCUUCCACGAUUCCGCCACCAGCAGCCAGGGGAGUCGGGGGGCCACGGCGCCCCGGCCGGAGGGCGAGCCCCACCCCCCGCCACCCCCCACCCCCUCCCCGCCCCCUCCCGCCUACCGCUGCGCCUUUGCCAAGCAGGAGCCCCCCGACUUCUGGCUGGAGACGCCCCCCCGCGAGGCUCGGCCCCCGGAGGGCGGGGAGGGGGUCCCCCAGGCCUCCCCCGGCCCCCCAAAUACCUCAGGAAACGUCCGGCCCCCGCCGAGCCCCCCGCCCCCGCCGCCCAGGGCCGCCUACCCAAAGACGCUGCCUCCGGAGCCGGGCCCCCCGCCGGGGACCCCCCCCGGGGCGGCCCGGCGCCUCUUCGACUUCCCCGGCGCCCCCCUGGAGGACCAGUUCGAGGAGCCCCCCGAAUUCGCCAAGAUCCUGCCCGACGGCUUGGCCAACAUCAUGAAGAUGCUGGACGAGUCCAUCCGGCGGGAGGAGGAGGACCGGGAGGCCGGGGGGGCCGGCUUCCCGCCCCCUCCCGCCCCGCUCCUGCCCGGCCCGCCCCCCCUGGCCAGACCAAAGCCGCCGCCGGCCCCCCCGUUCGAGUACCCCAAGCCGGAGCCGCCCCGGCUCUACCCCUUCGGCAAGCGGGAGGAGGCCGGGAAGGGCCCCCCGCCCAGCACCGCCAGCCUGCUGCGGUCGCUGGCCAGCGUGCUGGAGGGGCAGAAACACGCCUACCGCGCCAGGCCGCCCGCCGGGGCCAAGAAGCCCCCGCCGCCGCCGCCGCCGCCGCCGGCACCGGCGUCUUCCUCGCCGUUUCCUACCUCAAGCCCGGCCUGGGGCGAGGCGCCGGCGGGGGCCUCGCCGGAGCCCCGGGCCCCCAAGACGGAGUCGGAGGUGCUGGAGGAGAUCAGCCGGGCCUGCGAGACCCUGGUGGAGCGGGCGGGGCGGGAGCCCACCCCGCCGCCGCCCCGCCGGCCGGAGAAGGAGCACCGGCGGCACCGGCGGGCCGGCAAGGACGGGCGGCGGCGCCGCCGCGACGGCAAAGCCCCCAAGGAGAGGAACCGGCAGGUGCUGGGCGACCUGGACCCGCAGCGCGCCGGCUGCCAGGGCCGGGAGAACGGCGCCCAGGGCGAGGCGGGCAGAGCCGGCAAGCCGCCCGCCGCCGCCGCCGCCAACGCCGGCAUCCCCCCGCCCCAGCGCCGCCCGCCCCCCCGCAAGGAGGAGGGCCCGGGGCCCGGCCCCGCCGCCGGCGGCGUGUGCCCGGCCGACCUGCUCAAGCUGCGCGCCCUGACCGAGGGGCCCCCCAAGGAGCUCAAGAUCCGGCUCAUCAAGGUGGAGAGCGGGGACAAGGAGACCUUCAUCGCCUCCGAGGUGGAGGAGCGGCGCCUGCCGCUGGCCGAGCUCACCAUCGGCCACAGCGCCGCCGAGGUGGUGCGGGCCAGCAAGCACGCCAAGGUGAAGGGGAAAUUCAAGGAGUCGUAUCUCUCGGCCGCCCAGUCCGUCAAACCCCCCGUCCCCGAGGAGACGCUGCCCCGGGACAAGCUCAACCCCCCCACGCCCAGCAUCUACCUGGAGAGCAAACGCGACGCCUUCUCGCCCGUCCUGCUGCAGUUCUGCACCGACCCCAAGAACCCCAUCACGGUCAUCCGGGGGCUGGCCGGCUCCCUGCGCCUCAACCUGGGCCUGUUCAGCACCAAGACGCUGGUGGAGGCGAGCGGGGAGCACGCCGUGGAAGUCCGCACCCAGGUGCAGCAGCCCUCGGACGAGAACUGGGACCUGUCGGGCACCCGCCAGGUGUGGCCGUGCGAGAGCAGCCGCUCGCACACCACCAUCGCCAAGUACGCCCAGUACCAGGCCUCCUCCUUCCAGGAGUCGCUGCAGGAGGAAAAGGAAAGCGACGAGGAGGAUGCCGACGAACCCGACAGCACCACGGAGACGCCCCCCAGCAGCAACGUGGACCAGAAAUCCCCCCAGAUCAUCAAAUUCGGGACCAACAUCGACCUGUCCGACGCCAAGCGGUGGAAGCCGCAGCUGCAGGAGCUGCUGAAGCUACCAGCCUUCAUGCGGGUCACGUCGACAGGGAACAUGCUGAGUCACGUGGGUCACACCAUCCUGGGCAUGAACACGGUGCAGCUCUACAUGAAAGUGCCAGGCAGCCGGACGCCGGGCCACCAGGAGAACAACAACUUCUGCUCCGUGAACAUCAACAUCGGGCCGGGCGACUGCGAGUGGUUCGCGGUGCACGAGCAUUACUGGGAGACCAUCAGCGCCUUCUGUGACAGGCACGGCGUGGACUACCUGACGGGCUCCUGGUGGCCCAUCCUGGAGGACCUGUACAAGUCGAACAUCCCCGUGUACCGGUUCAUCCAGCGCCCCGGGGACCUGGUGUGGAUCAACGCAGGCACCGUGCACUGGGUGCAGGCCACGGGCUGGUGUAACAACAUCGCCUGGAACGUCGGGCCGCUCACAGCCUAUCAAUACCAGCUGGCCCUGGAGCGCUACGAGUGGAACGAGGUGAAGAACGUGAAAUCCAUCGUGCCCAUGAUCCACGUCUCGUGGAACGUCGCCCGGACGGUCAAGAUCAGCGACCCCGACCUCUACAAGAUGAUCAAGUAUUGCCUCAUGCAGUCCAUCAAGCACUGCCAGGUGCUGCGGGAGACGUUGGUGUGCGCCGGGAAGAAGAUCGCCUACCAGGGCCGGGUGAAGGACGAGCCGGCGUACUAUUGCAACGAGUGUGACGUGAGUGCCGGGGCAGGCGAGGGGGGUUCCCGCUGCCGCCGCUAGCUACCGGCCAGCUCCUCUAGCACCCGCCGGGCACUAGAGGUGGCUGUGUUGCCAGAUUUUUCCCGUCCUUCGGCCGAGACAGCCACACCCCUCGGCCUCGAGGGCUGGUGACCCGGCCCGACCCGCACCCGAGGGCGUCCCUUCCGCUUCCAAACCAUCAACCUGCCGCUUCAGUCGGAGAUGGGAUCCGCCGUCCCUGAACUGUCGGGCAGAGUUGACUGCGCCCCUCCUCGGAGGUGGGCGCAGCGGAGACCCAACCGAACCACCCUUCUUUGCUUCACUGUCUCCCAGCUCGGAUUCUGCUCUGACAGGGUGUGUGGUUAAUAAAAUCCACGGUUAAGGAGAAUCCACCUUUGUGGGCAGCAGGGAAUGCCAGGUUGAGCUCUGUGCAUGAGAAUUGUUUAUUCUUUAAAGUGCCUCCUGUCCCACAUCCAGUUUGGGAUUUCGUUGCGGCGUCAGCCUCGUCCGCACUAAGAGACGGGUUCCGUAACGGGCUAAAAGCCAGAAACAGUGAGUAUGAAACGCGGUUUGUUUAAAAAAGAGAGAGAGCGAGUUUUGGAGACGUGGCCGCCAACCCGUUGCCGCUGAAAACGGAAGAGGCGGAUCGUGACCGAGGCGGCGGAACGGCGCGGCCGGACGGGGAGGAAACGGAGCGACGCCCAAACGUGGUGCAAACGGACUCGGCGAAAGGCGGGGGAGGAACGUGACGAGAGCGACUCGGCGAAAGGGGGCAAAACCGGAUUAGCGACUGGGCUCAAAGGGGUGGAAACCGAGGAGCGAGGAGUCUGUCUAAAUGGGAAGGAAAUGGAUUCCUGACUCGUCGUAAGGGGGAGAAAAUGGAGGAGAGAUUUGGCUAGAUGCGGUGUGGAAGAAUUAGCCAUCAUGCUAAAUAUGGAGUAAAUGGAUAAAGAAUUUAGCCGAACGGCACAACCAGGAUGCAGAGGUCAGAAUGGAGGGCAGAGCCGGUCCGCGACGUGGCUAACGUAGGUGGAUUAGCAAUUUAAACGGGCCGAAAAACGGAUCCGUCCUCUGGCUAAACGGGAUGCACACGGAUUAGCCAAGCGGCUACACGCGGUGAAUCUGCUCAGCGCGGCAUAAAUUGAUUGGUGACCCGGCUGAACAAGGUUUCAAUGGAUUCACGACUCCACAGAACCGGACUCGGCGAAAGGCGGUGCAGCCCGAUGAGCGACCCGGUCAGACCCGGCGUAAACAGUUUAGCGACUCGGGUCACUGGGGUGCCGGCGGAUUCGCCACUCGGGGCAAAGCCACCCAGGUGGGAUUCGCGACGUGGCUAACCCUGGCAGGACUGGACUGGCCGUGCAGACAGGUGAGCGGUUUGGCUACGCACGGCAGAAAUGGGUCGGCCGCUUGGCUACGCAGGGAGAAGACGGACGAGCCACUGGGCGAAACGUGGUGUAAAUGAAUUGGCGACGGAUGAAGAGGGAAGAACUGAGAGAACAGGAGGACCGGGCGCUUGGUGGCCGGAGAGGAGGAUGCCGGAGCCUGGGACGGGAUCGGAGACGGCCGUCAGCAGUCAGGGCCGGCCGCAGAGCAAAGCACCAAGGGCAGAUUGGCCGAACCGCCGUGGGAAGACGCGGCCGACCGGCUCUUAAACGCAGCCCAGCUUAUGGGCCGUGACUCGCCCUGCCGGGGAUCCCCGGGGACCCUCCAUGGGGGGCGACAUUCGGGGCAGCCAGGGCUCCGCAUCGAGGGAGAGCCCCUGGCGCCGGAGACCUGACACCGGCAGAGCACGGACUAGUGUGCGAACCAUCUGGCACCGUCGCGGUGCGGCCGCAGUGUGUCAUGUGCCUCUUAAAGCACCGGGGCGGGACCCAGGACUCCUGGGUUCUCUCCCCGGCUCUGGGAGGGGAGUGGGGGCUGGUGGCUGA